AAUUGAAUUUAGGCAAAGAGAAGCUUUACGUCCCCGGCUCUUUAUCGAGGCAAAUUACUACGUUUGAAGCGUGGAUCGGCCAUAGCUCGGUACGAUUUGGGCCGGUUGACCAUUGUGGAUCUUGGGCGCGAGCAAUAAAAGGGCAUCAAACGCCGCUGCACUCGAGGGGAGCGUCCCAGAGCUUUCGAAUAACUUUAGCUUUCUUCCUACCUUUUCAAAGGUACAACCAAACGCAACAUGUCGCAACGAGCAGCACUCCUCAUCGGUGAUCUCAACCACGCGAGGAAGGAAUGGCAAGAGUGUGCACAGGUUGCGUCGAAACUGCUUGAGUACCCAAAAGGCGGCCGGGAGGACUUCCUUUCGAAAUGUCGAAGUGGCGAAUUUGACGGCGUCUUCGUGCUCUACCGGAGUAACGACUCGAACCCCGUAACUGGAGAUUUCAACGAGGAGUUGCUCGACGUCCUACCCAAGAGCCUGAAGUACAUUUGCCACAACGGAGCUGGUUACAACAACAUCGACAUCGCAGCAUGCACCAAGAGGGGCAUUGCAGUGUCAAGCACCCCGAUAGCGGUCAAUGAUGCGACUGCGGACAUAGCGAUUUGGCUGAUGUUGGGCGCUCUGCGGAACAUCAAGCACUCUUUCCAGGCAGUCAACCAAGGUAAAUGGCGCGGGAAGUUCGAGCUCGGGCAUGACCCCAAGAACAAGACGCUCGGUAUCUUGGGCAUGGGCGGCAUCGGCUCUGCGGUCGCACACCGUGCGAAGGCCUUCGGCAUGAAGAUCCAAUACCACAACCGCAAUCGACUGCCCUCGAACGAAGAAGAUGGCGCAAAAUACGUGAGCUUCGAGGAGCUGCUGAAGACGUCCGAUGUGCUCAGUCUGAACCUGGCCCUCAACCCCUCCACAAAGCACAUCAUUGGCAAGGCGCAGUUCGAAACAAUGAAGGACGGCGUGAUAAUCGUGAACACGGCUCGAGGAGCAUUGAUUGACGAGGCGGCUUUGGUCGACGCAUUGAAGAGCGGCAAGGUCUGGACAGUCGGGCUGGACGUGUUUGAGGAGGAGCCAAAGAUCCACCCAGGACUGCUGGAGUGUGAGAAUGCUGUGCUGCUGCCUCACCUUGGAACCGGGACAUUCGAGACACAGCGCGAUAUGGAGCUGCUGGUCCUGGAAAACCUGAAAUCGGCAAUCAAAGACGAGAAGCUGUUGACGCAGGUGCCAGAACAGAAGAAGGAGAAGGCAAACAUAUGAUUGAGAAGGAUAUGGACUUACCCGGAAUAUGGGGGGGCAAUCGUGUGGAAUCUGGUCGGCAUUUGAAGACUCAUGAUAAACGAAUGAGAUAGGUAUAAAACUUCAAACUACUGCUCUGGUGUUCUUUGAAAGUGUGG
Molecule: messenger RNA, 1382 nt
Organism: Dothidotthia symphoricarpi CBS 119687
Lineage: Eukaryota; Fungi; Ascomycota; Dothideomycetes; Pleosporales; Dothidotthiaceae
Product: glyoxylate reductase
Exons: 3
Coding region: 238-1245 (335 amino acids)
Cellular component (GO): cytosol
Molecular function (GO): NAD binding; glyoxylate reductase (NADPH) activity; hydroxypyruvate reductase [NAD(P)H] activity
Source: RefSeq, a predicted model, not a curated record